Molecule: messenger RNA, 1020 nt
Organism: Polypterus senegalus (gray bichir)
Lineage: Eukaryota; Metazoa; Chordata; Cladistia; Polypteriformes; Polypteridae
Gene: mrpl32
Product: mitochondrial ribosomal protein L32
Exons: 3
Coding region: 58-594 (178 amino acids)
Biological process (GO): translation
Cellular component (GO): mitochondrial large ribosomal subunit
Molecular function (GO): structural constituent of ribosome
Source: RefSeq, a predicted model, not a curated record
CGUGACGUGAGAUCCAGAAUCGUGUGGAUAGCAGUUGACGGGGUCAUAACUGUAGACAUGAAUUUGGAGCGUGCCUUUUAUUUAUUUAGACAUUCCAUUUUAAAUAUGGAAGUAAAGAUCCUGGAUAUGAUGGGAUUCAGCAGAUUACCAGGUUUAGCACCAGGGUUGGUGAUUCAGGGUCCAACAGUGCUUCCUAAAUCAAGUGGCCCUCUUGGUGAAAAUUCAGAGGAGCCCAGCUUUCUUGAUAGCAUCUUUUGGAUGGCUGCCCCAAAAAAGAGGCGCACCAUUGAGGUGAAUCGCUGCAGAAGACGCAAUCCUCAAAAAUUAAUCAAAGUAGAGACCAACAUUGAGCUUUGCCCAGCCUGUGGAAAUCUAAAGCAAAAACAUGUCCUUUGUGGUUACUGUUAUGAAAAAGUUAAACGUGAGACGGCUGUUAUCCGACGACAGAUACAGGCACUUGAAGAGAAACCCUUAAACAGCCCCAGUGUGGAAACAGUGGUCUUAUAUGAAGGUGAGAAUCCAGAAGAGGAUGACAAAAAUAAGAGGAUUGUUGAGAGAAGUCGAAAGCGCCCUAACUGGUUUUCACGAUACUGAAUGCAAAUCAUUUCAAUAAAUUUUUUUUUUAAGAACAAUUAAGAAUAAUUUAUGUUGUAGUCUUUAUCUUGUCACCUAUAAAGUAUUGAUUAGACUACCUGUUCCUAAACCAAAAAUAGAUUUGCAAAUGAAAAACUGCAAUUUGCAGUUAGCAUUUGGUUAAAUGAUCUCAUGCUUCGUUAAAAGAAAAAAGAAAACCUGUCAAGUAAUGCACUAUAUGUGUCUUAUCUUUCAAGUGUUUGAGGUGAUCAGAGUCUUUAUAUGGAGUAGGGUUGUUUUUUGGCCACUCACUAGAGGUUAUCUGCAGAAGCUGAAUACCUGUACCUGCUGGGACUCCCCUGCUCACUCCAUUGAUUAAUGUUUUGUAAAUGCUUGUACAUACUUUCUCAAAUGUGCAGUAGACUUUUAAUAAUAACCAUAAUAAUA